AUGUCGAAACGCUUAAAUCUAAAUAUUAAUAAUAUCGGUUUUGGACGCGCGGUAGGUUACCUAAGUGGAGUCGGCGACGAUGAUGGUGACAGUGGCAAAAGAAGAAGAUCCAGAACCAACUUCAACUCCUGGCAGCUGGAGGAGCUGGAGAGAGCUUUCCUUGCGUCGCAUUAUCCAGACGUCUUCAUGAGAGAGGCGUUGGCUAUGAGGCUGGAUCUCAAAGAGAGUAGAGUGGCGGUCUGGUUUCAAAAUCGUCGAGCAAAGUGGCGGAAAAAAGAGCACACGAAGAAAGGCCCAGGUCGACCAGCUCAUAACGCACACCCGCAGUCUUGUUCUGGAGAACCUAUCCCUCCUCACGAAUUGAGGGCCAGAGAGAGGGCGAGAAGAAGAAAGAAGCUGGCAAAAGCACUUGAAAGGCAAGCAAGAAAGCUGCGGGCGAAAGGUAUAGCAGUGGACCUGGAAGCCCUAAAAGCGGAGUACUUAGCCCAGCAUAGAAACACAGGCCUCUAUUCCGACUCCGAUGGUGAAAUCGAUGGAGAAGAGUGUAUGAUCGAUGUGGUAGGGGGUGAUUCUUGUCAUGACUCCGGUCCCGAAGACUUUUCGCUAGCUGGAAGACUGCGCGCACCAUCCGGCGGGGAUGGAAUCAACAAUUCUGACAGUUCAACAUCAGAUGGCCAUUCUGGAAGGAACUUCAGCCCAUUACCUGACCCUCAACAGUCGUUCUUCAAACAUUUCGGCGCCGCGGCUAACUUCGAUAAGUUUGAUUUUGAUUCGGGCCGAGCGGUGUCCUUAGACCUGAGUGGGACGUCGUCAGAGCAGGGUCUGGCGAAGAAUGGAGGAGUACGAAAACACAACCCGUUCAGUAUAGAAUCAUUGCUUAAUACGUGA
This is a messenger RNA of Pieris macdunnoughi, 888 nucleotides long. The record is from the annotation of a GenBank genome assembly. NCBI's taxonomy places the organism in Eukaryota, Metazoa, Arthropoda, Insecta, Lepidoptera, Pieridae.